UCUCAAGUGAAAAUCUGUUGUGCUACAUGUCCACUAUCGGGUGGAUCAACAUUGUCGCUCUUCACUCUCUGCCUUGCUUUAGGGGAAUAGCAUGCGUGCUGGGAAAUAAUACUUUAUUCGCUAUCUCUAUCCGAACAGAUCGUCACUGUAAUCUGUAAGUCAAACAUUUUAGAUUUAGUGUUGUUAUUGCGCCAUGGAUGCGUUUAGGAGAGGAUACUGCACUUUUGUUCUCACAACACUUGUUUUUCAAGAAGUUACAGGAUUGCUGAUCAGGAAUGAAGAGCUGAGAAAGUGUGUACAGGUAAAUGAAGGUCAGGUCAACAGCAGGUUAACCCUGCAAGAGUGCAGAGCAGAUUCGGCUCUGCAAGAGUGGCACUGGAAUCCUGAGACACGCUCCCUCAGCAACCCACAGACAGGAGGGUGUUUAACUGCGCCUCAGAUCCAGGAGCAUGAGAGUGUUUGGCUGCAAACUUGCAGCUCUGAGGAGGAGGAUCGUGAGGGCCAGACCUGGAGCUGCUCUAAAAAGGGUCUCCUGACGUUACACGGCAGGGGUCUGCACCUGAGUGUACGUCACGAUUCCUCCAAGGUCUUCCUUUCCAAAGAUCGUGGAAAAGCCAGCAAGUGGAGGACGCUGGCUAAUCAAACGGUAUGCGAGGAGACAGACAGCACACAUCACGGCCAGAAUGUGUUACGAGAUUCUCAGCAGACACUUUCGACUGGACCCCGAAUCCUCACACAAAUUCGAUAUUGGCAUUCUGGGAAUAAUGACCAGACCUCCAGAUUAAAGUCCACUGAUGCAUCACAGACUUCAGAUGCAUCGGCUGAACCUCAAAGUAGCGUAGAGCCGGAUGGACCUUCUGUUAAUGUGUUUACAACAGACUAUGGAACAGGCUGGAAAAUGACAAUGUUGCUUCUAAGCAGCUUGGCCCUGUUACUUGGUCUUGUGAUCCUCACUCUUAACAUCUACCAGAACAGGAGGAAGAAGACUGUGGUGGUGCUGAAAUCCUACACUCCGACAGGAGAGGCCAGUCUGCCAGGGUCCCCGGUGUCUAGUGAGAGAGCCCCUCUAACCCGACACCCUAUGAAAACUGCUCAAUCUCCCUCCAUCCAGCGAGGCGAGAUCCUUGUUGAAUGGAAAGAUGGAACAGUCACACCACUGUUUGAAACAUAUCUAACUGACUAAGUGGUGUCUUCUAGAAGAAGUGGCUUUGAGUAACUUACAUAUUGUUCCCAAGCAAACUGACAAACUGACUGAAACUGACUAAUUAAUUGGGAUUGAGCAUUAAUAAUAAUAUUUUUUUUAAAUAACGACUGUUGUCCAGGGAAUCACUGCCAAUUCCGUGAUUAUUGCCUAUUUCCAUGUGUUUAUUUAUUUGAUAUGCAGCUGUGGGAUAAGUGAGAUAAAGUUAUUGCAAGAAAAUAAAGAGACAGUCUCACAGUUUUCGUCACAACUUUAGCACCGGUAGAUUGAUCAUGACUUAUAACUCUUCUUAAAAUCAUUUAAAAUCAAUAUUUCAUGUGCGUUUAUUCAGUUAUUUUGCUAUACUGACUGUCUGACUGUACAUUAUCCCUAACAUAUCGAACAUCUUCAAAAAAUCACAGACAUCUGUUAGGUUUACAGAAUGCCAUCCCUCUGUUGAAUUUUGAAAAACUGAGGUUGGUUUCUGAUCAAAGACAAUAUUCUGUACCUUGCCAAAAAGACAUAAUAUAACUUCAGGUCAAAUACAGAUCAAACGUAACAAAAGAUAUACUCUAUAAUUGACAAUGAAUGCUUAUGUAAGCUGCAUUCUGUGUAUGUAAAAUAGAGAAAUAGGAAUGUUCUUUAAUUGAAAACAAUAAUACAUUUCGAAAUAUGUCUCAAAAACUGAUUUAGUAUUGAAGAAAGCCUGUAAGUUUUUAAAACAAGUGUUGUGUUUAACAGUCGAUUAUUCUUGAAUUGCAUAAAGCUACUCCUGCAGACAGUUGUCUUGUUAGUGUCAUUAGGAUCUAGUUUAAAAUAUAUGAAAACCAUUUCUAUAAAAAAAGAACAUUAUUAAUUAUCACAUGUGAUAUGGUAAUAUUUAAUAAUUCCAAUAAAGUACUGUUGACAUACACAC
Cyprinus carpio (common carp) is the source of this 2096-nucleotide messenger RNA. RefSeq lists its product as uncharacterized. The record is from RefSeq and is a predicted model, not a curated record. NCBI's taxonomy places the organism in Eukaryota, Metazoa, Chordata, Actinopteri, Cypriniformes, Cyprinidae.